AUGCAGCAGCACCAGCACCAGCAGCAGCAGCAGCAACAGCAGCAGCAGCAGCAGCAGCAAGCAUAUAAAGCCUGGGUUAGCUGCCUCACCGCAUCUACUGCUUCCUUCAUGCCAGCUGCUCGUGAUCUGCUGCCAGCAGCAGCAGCAGCAGCAGCAGCAGCAGCAACAGGAGACCCCACGCAACAGCAGCAGCAGCAGCAGCAGCAGCAGCAGCAGCAGACAGGAAGAACAGCUCUGUGGCAGUGGCUGUGGGGCGCCGGCGAAGCAUUUGGUUUUUGCUGCAGCAGCAGAUUUGCUGCGCUGCAGCUGCUGGACGCCUACGCAGCACACCCUGCUUUCCCCUUCAGGUGUACAUGCAGCAGCAGCAGCAGCAGCAGCAGCAGCAGCAGCAGCGGCGGCGAUGAGUGUAAGUGCUGCAGCAACAGAGAGCUUGCGCUGUGCUCGACUGCUGCUUUGCUGCUGUCUGCUGCGCUGCGGUGUCACUGGCAAGACAUUGCUGCUGACCAGUUCCUGCAGCAGCUGCUGCUGCAGCUGCAGCAGCAGCAGCAGCAGCAGCAGCAGCAGCAGCAGCAGCAGUUUUUUACUGUUGAUGAUGUUAUUAUGGUUCAGGCAGAUAUGCUGCAGCUGCUGCAGCCGUCGCUGUGGAUGGCGCUAACUGCUGCUGACUGCAUUUUGCUGCUGCUUGCUGCUAUACGAGGGUUCCCGCUGCUGCUGCAGCACACGCCUCAGGCCCACGCCACUGCUGCUGCUGCUGCUGCUGCUGCUGCUGCUGCUCCUGCUGCAGCAGGGGCUGCUGGAGCAACGCCACCAAGCCUUGCAUGCCGCUUCACGCUGCAGCAAGACCAGCAGCAGCAGCAGCAGCAGCAGCAGCAGCAGCAAUUCCGUAUAUCAGCCCACAGCAGCAGCAGCAGCAACAGCAGCAGCAGCAGCAGCAGCAGCAGCAGCAGCCGUUGGGUGUUGUUGUCUCUAUUUGACUAUUUUGUUACAGCAAACGGGCUGCUGCAGCAGGUCCCCGGCAGCAAGCUGACGGGCGUGCUGCUGCUGCUGCUGCUGCGCCCCUACGCCCAGCGCCACCACAACCAGCAGCAGCAGCAGCAGCAGCACCAGCAGCAGUAUCAGCAGCACCAGCAGCAGCAGCAGCAGCAGCAGCAGCAGCAGCAGCAGCAGCAGCAGCAGCAGCAGAGUGAGCUAGAGCUGCGAGAGUGGGAGCGUUGUGUGCUGCUGCUGCUGCUGCUGCGCCCCUACGCCCAGCGUCACCACAACCACCAACAGCAGCAGCAGCAGCAGCAGCAGCAGCAGCAGCAGACAGCCGCUGCAGCAGCUGCUGCAGCAGCAAGAGAAUCUGCUGCUGCUGCAGCUAUGGGAAGAAGGAGCCAGACAGUGGCAGCAGCUGCUCAUCACGUCCUGCAACGCCUUCCGCAGCAGCAGCAGCAGCAGCAGCAGCAGCAGCAAGUGCAGCAGCAGCAGCAGCAGCAGCAGCAACGAUGCUUCUGCCUCCGUAAGGAGACGCAGGCGACACACCAGCAGCAGCUGCCUCACAUCCCCUGCAGACCUACAGCAGCAGCAGCAGCAGCAGCAGCAACUGCAGCAGCAGCAGCAGCAGCAGCAGCAGCAGCAGCUCGGAGUCAAUUGGCAGCAGAAGCAUCAACGAAUCCACGGCAGCUUUUCUGUAGCGGGGGAUGCAGCAGUUUCUGCUGCUGCGCUGCACUGCUGCAGCAGCAGCAGCAGCAGCAACUGCAGCAGCAACUACAGCAGCAGCAACUACUGCAGCAGCAGCUGCAGCAGCAGCAAAGAAUACCUGGGGACUCCCAAAACGGCGGCUCUUGCACAUACGCCCAGAGCAGCGAUGCAGCAGUUUCUGCUGCUGCGCUGCACUGCUGCAGCAGCAGCAGCAGCAGCAACUGCAGCAGCAACUGCAGCAGCAACUACAGCAGCAGCAACUACUGCAGCAGCAACUGCAGCAGCAGCAACUGCAGCAGCAGCAAAGAAUACCUGGGGACUCCCAAAACGGCGGCUCUUGCACAUACGCCCAGAGCAGCAGCAGCAACAGCAGCAGCAGCAGCACAUGCUGCUGCUGCUGCUGCUGCUGCUGCUGCUCCUAGGAUAUCUGCGGGCCAAGAAAAUGUCUGCCCGCGCUUUUUGAACUCAGCAGCACCAGCAGCAGCAGCAGCAGCAACAGCAGCAGCAGCAGCAACAGCAGCAACAGCGUUAGGGGACGUUCCCUUCCAACUAGGCGCUGCGCAGCAAUGCCCGCGCUUUUUGAACUCAGCAGCACCAGCAGCAGCAGCAGCAGCAGCAGCAACUGCAGCAGCAGCAGCAACAGCAGCAACAGCGUUAGGGGACGUUCCCUUCCAACUAGGCGCUGCGCAGCAGCAGCAGCAGCAGCAGCAACAGCAGCAGCAGCAGCAGCAGCAGCAGCACCCAUGGGUUGGUCUGCAGUGUACGUACGGGAUGCACAGGCAGCAGCUGUAG
Molecule: messenger RNA, 2472 nt
Organism: Eimeria mitis
Lineage: Eukaryota; Apicomplexa; Conoidasida; Eucoccidiorida; Eimeriidae
Exons: 6
Coding region: 1-2472 (823 amino acids)
Source: RefSeq, a predicted model, not a curated record